This is a messenger RNA of Trichoderma asperellum CBS 433.97, 1413 nucleotides long. RefSeq lists its product as uncharacterized. Lineage: Eukaryota; Fungi; Ascomycota; Sordariomycetes; Hypocreales; Hypocreaceae. The record is from RefSeq and is a predicted model, not a curated record. Gene Ontology annotation, biological process: polyketide metabolic process.
AUGAAUUUGAACACUGCAGAGUUGAUCAAAGCCACUGUCCCAGAAGCGGAAGGGCGGAAUGCGCGCAUCAUCUCACAAAAUGUGUCGGACAACAGAGAUCCUAAUUUCCUGUCCAGUGAUUUCCCGCGGAACCCCCCGAAGUUGUAUAUAACAGCAGAAAGUGACGAGUUUGACGCUGUAACCUUCGCUGAAUGGCAGGCCGAAGGGUUCGACGUCGAAUACCUCCCAAUGGGUAAUGGUGGAGAUGAAUACCUGCAGAAGCUUCGAGGGCUGCGAGGGAAUCAGACUAUUAGCGCGUUUGAAACUUUUGGGAUUAUCGCAUAUGGUGACGCAGCCGCAAUUUGUCUCAAGCAUUACCAUAUCAUGGACAACAACCCGGACUUCAAGCUCAGGCUUCUUGUUGCUUACUAUCCAACCGAAAUUCCAGAUCCAAAGGGCCGGUUCCCGAAUAACAUCACAGCUCUUGUGCAUUUCAUCGCCGGUGAAGAUGUCGGCGUCACGAAACAGACGCAAAUGAUUGGCAUCCAAGGGAAAAAACGCACAAGUCGCAGGACUAUUCAACCCGGCAUCGGUACUGGCGGCCUGCUUCAACUCGCCUAUCCAAGUUAUACUUAUCAAGCACAGGCAGGAUUUGCAGAGCAUGACUUGGAUGAGUAUAACAUGAUUUGCGCGGACUUGGCAUGGAGCCGAAGUCUGGCCACGGCAAGGAGAGCAUUUGCACAGACGGUGGAUUUGGAACAUGUCUGGGAAGAAAAUGUGCAAGGCAAAUUUUUCACACACAGCCUUCAGCCGACGAUGUCUACCUAUACAACGCAUAAGAGCCCGCAUGUUACCUAUAUUCCUACCUUGACCGGGGGGAUUGGUGCUGAGGAACUGCAAGAAUUCUACUCUCAAUAUUUUGGCAAUCCAAAGUCGCUCAAAUUGACUCUGAUAUCUCGCACCAUCGGGGCCGACCGUAUUGUUGACGAGAUUCACGUUCGAUUCAAGCAUACACAAGAGAUGCCUUGGAUUCUCCCCGGAGUGCCAGCCACCCAAAAAAUAGUCCGAAUACUUGUGGUUAGUAUUGUUACUCUCAGAGGGGGUAAAUUAUAUCAUGAACAUGUAUACUGGGACCAAGCUAGCGUUUUGGUUCAGAUUGGGGCUCUAGAUCCCGAUGUGGUACCCGAGACAGCUCGGAAGAUUGGAAUCAAAAAGCUGCCCAUAGUGGGUAGCGCUGCAGCUUCAAGAGUGCUGAAAGGCUGGGAUUCCGAGCAAGAGGGAGAGGCGGACAAUGAAUUAAUACCCGGGUGGCAUGACGACGACGAGGGCGAGAAUGAGGGCGAGAAUGAGGUGGCCAGUAACAAAAUUGUGGGCAAUGGCAACGAUGCAGACAAGAUCGGCGAGCGUCAAUCAGCCGGACAGCCAGGCGAAUAG